AUUCCUCAGCCUCUUUCCUGGGCUGCUUUCUGAACUGCUCAGCCAAGCAUCAUGGAAGAGCCAAUGUGCCUGAUUGAGAACAACCCCAACGAACAGCUGCGGGUCAACCAGGAAGCCCUGAAGAUCUUGCAGAGCAUCCAGCAGCCCGUGGUUGUGGUGGCCAUCGUGGGACUGUACCGCACUGGCAAAUCCUACCUCAUGAACAAAUUGGCAGGAAAGAAGAAAGGAUUCUCUCUGGGUGCCACCAUACAAGCAGAGACCAUGGGCAUCUGGAUGUGGUGCCUUCCUCACCCUGAAAAUCCUGACUAUACCUUGGUGCUUUUGGACACGGAAGGACUGGGUGAUGUGGAGAAGAGCAACAUCGAGAACGAUGCAUGGAUCUUUGCCUUGUCCAUUCUGCUUAGCAGCACCUUGGUCUACAACAGCAUGGGUACCAUUGACCAGUUUGCCUUGGAAAAACUGCAGUAUGUGACAGAGCUGACUAAGCGAAUCAAGGUAAAAGCUACAACCACGAAGACCUAUGAGGAUGGAGAGGAGGAAAACAGUGAAGACUUUCUCAGGUUCUUUCCAGCCUUCGUUUGGGCCGUGCGUGAUUUCACACUGCAGCUAAAGCUGAAUGGAAGCCCCAUCUCUUCUGACGAAUAUCUGGAGAAUGCCUUGAGGAGGAAGAAAGGACAACCUGAGAAGCUGGAUCUUGCCAAGAAAUGCAUCCGCCAAUACUUCCCCAGCCGCAAGUGCUUUGUCUUUGACCGCCCGGCUGGAAGUCGAGACUUAUCAGAACUGGACGACCUGUCUGAAAAGAUGCUAAGCCCCAACUUUGUGGUGCAAGCGCACCGCUUCCGCCAGCAUAUAUAUGAGAGCACUCAGCCCAAAAUGAUCCAAGGAGGACACCUGGUGACCGGGACAUGUGAGUAGAAGGCAAGGGACCAGAAAAAAUGGAUGUGUUAGC
Molecule: messenger RNA, 949 nt
Organism: Lacerta agilis (Sand lizard)
Lineage: Eukaryota; Metazoa; Chordata; Lepidosauria; Squamata; Lacertidae
Product: guanylate-binding protein 1-like
Exons: 6
Coding region: 52-915 (287 amino acids)
Molecular function (GO): GTPase activity; GTP binding
Source: RefSeq, a predicted model, not a curated record